Setaria italica (foxtail millet) is the source of this 1407-nucleotide messenger RNA. Its product is annotated as transcription factor MYB61. The transcript has 3 exons. The record is from RefSeq and is a predicted model, not a curated record. NCBI's taxonomy places the organism in Eukaryota, Viridiplantae, Streptophyta, Magnoliopsida, Poales, Poaceae. Bases 51 to 1199 code for a protein of 382 amino acids.
GAAACUGCUAGGUAGAGAGAGAGGGGAGGAGGAGGAGCGGUCGGGCGGCCAUGGGGCACCACUGCUGCAGCAAGCAGAAGGUGAAGCGCGGGCUCUGGUCGCCGGAGGAGGACGAGAAGCUCGUCAAGUACAUCACCGCCCACGGCCACAGCUGCUGGAGCGCCGUCCCCAAGCACGCCGGGCUGCAGCGGUGCGGCAAGAGCUGCCGGCUCCGGUGGAUCAACUACCUCCGACCGGACCUCAAGCGCGGCACCUUCUCCGACCAGGAGGAGCGCACCAUCAUCGACGUCCACCGCAUCCUCGGCAACCGGUGGGCCCAGAUCGCCAAGCACCUGCCCGGGCGCACGGACAACGAGGUCAAGAACUUUUGGAACUCGUGCAUCAAGAAGAAGCUCAUCGCGCAGGGCCUCGACCCCAAGACCCACAACCUCCUGCCGGCGUCCAGGUCUCUCCUCCACGGCAACGGGGCGGCAAACCCUAGCAAUAAUCCUGCCCAGUUCCACUCCAAUGGCGCCACCGCCAACGGCGGCGCGACCACGCCGUUCACCAUCAGCUCCCCAACCAAGGCCGCCGCCUACGACACCGUCACGGCCCCUCCGCCGCCGGAGAUGUCGGCGCCGGCAAUGUACGAUGUCGUCACUAACCCGGCCGGCAUGUUCACGGGGCAUGACCAGGCGGCCGCCGCGGCGAUUCCGGCAGGAUACCCGUACCCGGACAACGGCGGCGGCGUGCUGAUGAGCUUCAGGGAUCAGAAUGCAGGUCUUCAGACCUCCAUGGACUUCAUGAACGGCUCCUCGUCGUCCUCCUCCAUGGAUCACGCCGCCGGCAUGCCCAACGGCAACGGCUUUAGCCAAGGCAUGGGCGCCGCCUUCAUGGACGUGACGGCGGGAAUGUGGACCACCGCCGUCGAUUCGGGCAUGUGUGCAGGGAUAGAGGUGGUCCAGCAGCAGCAGCAACCGCUGCCGCCUCUGCAACAACCACAAGGGCUCGUCCAGGGGGAGGUGAUCGGCCCGCCGGCGGUGAUGAACGGUGGCGGUGCAGCUGCCGAUAAGGGCAUGGACAUGAUGGACGUCUCCUCGGUGUACGGAAGCGCCGGCGCGACGGCGUUCGAUCUGGAGCUGAUGGAGUCGUGCGGGUUGUUUUGCGGCGGAGGGGGCGGCGCCGGCAAUGCCAUGGAGCAGCUGCAAUGGGACUGCUAAGCUCACUGCUAUCGUCCUCACUCCUAAUUAGGUGUUGUCUUCCAUGCUUUGAUUCGAUGCCUUUUUUUCCUUUUUGAUGUUCGAUGAAUCGAUUUCCUGGGUUCUUGAUUCAGAUCGUCCAUUUCAAGCAAAAGAAAUGCAUGCUGAGCUGAUUGACGAACUCGAUCUAAUUCAGAUUUCAAUAAAGUUAUCUGAGUACUUAGAAUCA